AUGAAGGGAAGAGGUGCGAAUCGGGGAUUGGAAGUGACGACGAGGAGGAAUGAGAAAGAGAGAGGGGUGUGUGGGGGACGGCUAAUGUCGCUGCCGUAUGAGCUGGUUGUGGACAUCCUGGGUCAGCUGUCGAGAUUGGACCUGAUCGCCUUAGCUACGGUCUCCAAGGUACACGGGGUUGCCGCAGGGUGCCAUAAUUUCAGGCGGUGGAGAAAUCGGAAGGGUACCUUGGAGCCGUAUAUGUAUGUAUUGAUGCACAUGGCUCCAGACCCAAGGCCACGGUGGUUGGUCCUCCACCCCGUGCAACGUCGGCUGAAACCGGUCCAUUCGGUCUUGUAUCCGGCCCCGGUGGCAGGAUCCUGUUUCGUGGGGACGGGUGCGGGGAUCUAUACGAUCGGUGGGCUCAUCAACGGCAAACCCACAUCGCAAGUCACGUUUUUUGACUGUAUCAAUCACAAAGUGUACCAAGUUCCGCCGAUGAAGGUGGCUCGAAGCGGAGCAUCGGCAAGCCUGAUUGACGAUAAGCUAUACGUGUUUGGAGGGGCCUGGGAUGACGGCGGCGCUGAUUCCUCAAACUGGACGGAGGUGUUCGAUAUCGAGACCGGAACUUGGGAGCUGUUGUCUGUGUCGACGCCGAAGAUGCCCCUCAAGAUCCAACAAAGCGUGAUGAUACUCGAGAAGGAGGUUUACGUGGUGGAUGAGGAUGGUCAACACUUUUCCUUCACACCAAGUAAAGGCAUGUUGUUUGUUGGGUCCGAGAACAAAGAGUCUAACCCAAAAGACGUGAACGAUUGGUUUUCUUUGAGACACUGUUCUGCCGUGGUACCGGCGGGAGAAUACUGUGGCGUUUCCCGUGUGAGCCGGACUGGAAGCAAGUCAAGGGUUUGGAAGAGCUGGAGCUCUGUGGUUGUGAUGAUAUCAUCAAACUCUGCAUCUACUCUGAUGAGAGGAUUGCCAUCUUCUGGAAAGCGAAAGCCCGGCCUCAGGAGCUUUGGUGUGCCCAGAUUUCCUUGA
Microthlaspi erraticum is the source of this 1014-nucleotide messenger RNA. The record is from the annotation of a GenBank genome assembly. Lineage: Eukaryota; Viridiplantae; Streptophyta; Magnoliopsida; Brassicales; Brassicaceae.